This is a messenger RNA of Chenopodium quinoa (quinoa), 720 nucleotides long. RefSeq lists its product as uncharacterized. Gene Ontology annotation, biological process: regulation of DNA-templated transcription; chloroplast organization. The record is from RefSeq and is a predicted model, not a curated record. The transcript has 3 exons. Gene Ontology annotation, cellular component: chloroplast. Lineage: Eukaryota; Viridiplantae; Streptophyta; Magnoliopsida; Caryophyllales; Amaranthaceae. Gene Ontology annotation, molecular function: double-stranded DNA binding. The coding region runs from base 1 to 720 and encodes 239 amino acids.
AUGGGUUGUGAACACCUAGUGAUUAGAAUUCUGACGAAACCGCGUCGAUUGAGGCUUUCGCGUGUGCCCAGAAUGUUGGCGCCUAAUGUAGCUUUGUUGCGAAGUUAUGGAAUUACCAUUGAAUCAAUCCGGAAAUACCUACUGACGGAUGUAUCCCCGUUUCUUCGGAAUAUCGAUUUUUUUGAGGAUGCAGUGAAUAAGGUUGAAGAGAAAUUAGGGAUUUCUCGACACUCUCCACAGUUCUUUUCCGGUGUCUAUUUAUUGACCCAUAUUACUGAGAAGACUAUUGAGUCGAAACGAAAAGUGUUUAGAAGUUUUGGGUGGACUGAGUCUGAUAUUGCAACUCUUUCAUCAUCAAGUCCUAUUCUUUUGGCACUCUCUGGAGCUACCAUAAAGAAAAAGUUGGAUUUUCUUAUGAACGAGCUUGGUUACGAGCCUAGUUACUUGUCAAAGAGGUGUAACCUGUUAACUUGUAGCCUGGAAAAGAGGAUUUUGCCUAGACAUAAGACUCUCAUUGUAUUGAAGGAGAAAGGUUUUAUUAAGAUGGAUUACCUUCUUGAAUCUUCCCUUUCAAUGGCCGAGUCUCGGUUCUUGAAGAAGUUUGUACUACCAUUUAAGGAAGUCCAUGGAGUUUAUUCCCAACACGCAGGAUUCUACCUGGAAAAACUACAGGACCAGGAGCAAUUAGUCUCUUCAUCUCUCUACGCAGCUACUGAGUAG